This is a messenger RNA of Entrophospora sp. SA101, 207 nucleotides long. NCBI's taxonomy places the organism in Eukaryota, Fungi, Glomeromycota, Glomeromycetes, Entrophosporales, Entrophosporaceae. The record is from the annotation of a GenBank genome assembly.
AUGACAUCUACUUUCUAUAAAAUUUCUACUUUAACCAUGUCAAGUCCUAAUAAAAAUAUAUUCAAUAUUGAGAAUAACAUGGUUGCAGGUGAAUUAGUAAUGGAAGGCGAGGAUAUUAUUGCAUUAAUUCAACCAACAGAAAUAGAUGAGCAACAGGAUGAAACAUUUAUUCCAGAAAUUUCUACUACAGACACCAUAAUGUUUUAG